AUGCACUCUCCCAAGAAAAAAAAAACCCUCUCUAGCAAUACACACCAAACGGAGCAUGUGCAGAGUGUCUCCACAUGAUAUGUCUUAUCAGGAGAUAAGAGGGGGAUCAGAGAAGUCAGGAUCAAACAGUAUUUUUACACAAUGCAGAGAAAUAACCCCUCAGGGGUUAGACUGAUUUUACUGUUAUGUUAACCCCUUCCCAGGGGCGGACUGACAAACCAUGGGGCCCCCGGGCAAUAGGGGAUCAUGGGGCCCCUGUGUCUUUGCCCAAACUCAAAAAAAGCCUAU
Staurois parvus is the source of this 288-nucleotide messenger RNA. The record is from the annotation of a GenBank genome assembly. Lineage: Eukaryota; Metazoa; Chordata; Amphibia; Anura; Ranidae.